Molecule: messenger RNA, 2046 nt
Organism: Paramecium tetraurelia
Lineage: Eukaryota; Ciliophora; Oligohymenophorea; Peniculida; Parameciidae
Exons: 7
Cellular component (GO): cytoplasm
Molecular function (GO): calcium ion binding; protein binding
Source: RefSeq, a predicted model, not a curated record
AUGGAAGCAUUAUAACAUAUAUUAAAAACUCAAGGAACUAAUGUUACAAAUAUAGAUCUGGAAUUCAAAUCAAUUGAAAAUUUAGAGGAUUUAUUGCCAUAAUUAGCAAAUUUUAGCAAUCUAAAAGAACUUAACUUGCAUGGAAAUCGUUUGGCUUACUUACCUGAUGAUUUAAGUUUAUUAGACACUGUCGAAGUUCUUGAUAUCUCCAAUAACAUUUUCUCUGAUGUUAAUACUUUUCAUAAAUUAUUUUAGUUAGGCCAAGUUGUGGAUGCAUUAUCAACGAUGCCCAAUUUGAUUCAUCUUGAAAUUACUAUACAAUCAAAGGAAGAGGAGUAAUUCAUUUUAGAAUGCCUAUCCAAUCUUUAAAUUUUGAAUUCCUAAAAAGUGAAUGGAGAAUAAGAGGGAGCCGAUGAAACCUAGGAGUAAUAAAGUGAACAACAAUCUGAUAGAUCCAUGAGUGCAGUUUAAGAUAUUACUCUUUAGUAAUACGAUCUAGAAUAGAUGGCUAUAUUAUAUGAUAGCAUAAGAGAAUACAAGUAAGAGAAUCAAGAAGAUAAACAAUUCGAUCAUUAAAUAAGAGCAAUAAUGCUUGAACUAUAAUAGAAGCUAAAACAAAACAAUCCUGAUCACUUAACCAAUCUUUAUAUUUUAACAGCAAAAUUUAACUUAUAUGAAAUCUGCUUCAAAUCAAUCAUUAAGCAUUUCAAAGCUAAUGAUAAAAGCUUGGAUGUAAUAAUCACCAAAAUUCAUGAUAUGCAUUUAUCAAUUUUCAAUGACCUGUUUAAUGUGAUUCAAAAUGUCAAACCUUAAUCUAAAAACACAUCCUAAAUUGUUGAUAAUAAAAAACAAGUGAAUCAACCAUAACAAGGAGAUAAAGCAGUUGAAAAUAGAUUGAGAUUAGAGUUAUCAGAACUUCAAUAAUAAAAUGCUGAAUUAGAAAAGGAAAAUAAGAGAUAUCUAGAUUUACUCAUAAAACAUUCAAAAGGUGACAAGUCAUCAAUACCUAAUUCGGAACAUGUAAUAAAAUAAUAAAGUGACUCAUAUCAAUCGUAAAAUUAUACUAAAAAUCACCAAUCCUCUAGUCAAUAAAAUAAUGUUAUUUUUUAAUCAAAACAAUCUUAAAAUCUUAAUUCAGUACCUCAAUAAAUUAAUGUCAGACACUUAACAUUGAAAUAACUAAAAGAUGUCAUUCAAGAAAUCUAUGAAAGCAAACAAAAAUUUGAUUAGAAAUGUGCUGAAUCUAAACUGCCCAGAGAAACCAUGGAAUAACAUAUGUAUACUUUUCUAAAUUAGAAAUAUGGACUUAAGAGUCUCAUUAUUGAGUGGGCUACAUCAAUAGUUAAUGCACUUAAAAAGUAUUCAGCUGAGGAUAAUGAUGUGGCUGUGUUUGGUAAAAUACUAAGGAAUGAAUGUGAUGAGGAGUUUCGCUUUGUUUAGACCCAAGUCAAAAAUACCAUGCAAGAAUUAUUAAAAAUGUACUUAAGAGGCAAAUUUCCAUUGAAACAUUAAGCAGAAAUCAAGGAAAUGCUUAAUCAAAGGAUAAAUGGACAACUUUAUGAGGAAGAGGCUGUAGACAUUAUCAAAUAUAUGUACAACCAAGAAGAUUCUGAAUUACUAUUGAACAAAUUAAAAUAAUACUACAUCGUACCUCACAAAAAUCCAGAUAGAAGGUUGACUAGGGAAGAACAAUUGUCAUUACUUCAAGAAAAAGAUAAAUAUAAGUUAGAAUAUUCAGUGUUUCAGAAGAUAAUAUUAGAUUUCCAAUUAAAAUCCCAUGAGAAAUAUCUGAAGAAAUUUAUUAUGACUUUUAAACAAAUGGAUACAGAUGCUAAUGGAAUUAUUGAUGAAAAUGAAUUUCGAAACUUAAUUGAUGUUCUAAACUUUGGAGCAGGAGAUCUUGAUAUUGAGAAAUACUUGAACAUCAUUGACCCUUAUAGUCAUUAAUAGAUUACAUUUUCAUAGUGCGUUACUCUUUUUUCUUCAGAAUCUGUGCCUGGCUCUAACGGAUAAAUCCAAAUACUAUAAAAGAUUUCAGAAUAAUGA